Messenger RNA from Ustilago hordei, 1575 nucleotides. RefSeq lists its product as uncharacterized. Lineage: Eukaryota; Fungi; Basidiomycota; Ustilaginomycetes; Ustilaginales; Ustilaginaceae. The record is from RefSeq and is a predicted model, not a curated record. The transcript has a single exon. Bases 1 to 1575 code for a protein of 524 amino acids.
AUGAUUAAGAUGCAGCGGCCAACCAGACCGAGGGUCCACAGUGGUCCUGUCAAUGCAAUGUUCGACGACAUUGAUGACCUUCUACGCAACGACACAACGACGGACAGCCAAUUACCUCCCCCUCCGUUCGCGGUAGCAGGCUCGGCUAUCGCUACUGCGGCAACACUUGCCCUGGCCAAUGCAGAUCGAUCCAACAUAGCAGCUUCCGAGCGAUCGGUUCCAGCAUACCAGCCUCCUCUGCGCCAACGGCUCGCUGGCUUCUACGAGCGUCACACACAACUCACCAAAGCAAUCCAGGAUCUUGGAGAUGUUCCUGCCAAAUUGCAUGCGAACCAGCACGAAAUCUUUGCCGUCACAGGCAAGGUCAAGAGCCAAGAAUUCCGUCUAAAGUCUCUGCAAACCAUCUCACAAGAGACAAGAGAAGCACAUGCAAAGAUGAGCAGCUCACUCGCCAAGCGUCUCAUGAACAUGCGCGGUCGGCGCUCCCGCUUACUUGUCCAAGCUCACAACGACGCAGAAAAAGCCAUGGUGCAACAGGCAGCACACGAGGCUGAGCUGGAGCAGAACCGCUCUACACUAGCUUCAAAGCAACAUCGUCAGAGUGAUCUUCAGAGCGACCUCAUCGAAUAUACAAGAAUAUCGAACGAGCUGGACGAGAUUGAUCGGGUGCUCUUUGAUGGCGCGACUCCUGAAUUUCCACAAGAUGAUCUUGCAGAAUGGGAAGUCAAAGCCUGGCUCCAAGUGCAAGUCUUCAUGGCUGCCGAGACGAACAGGGAGAAACGAGCACGAGGGAUGCUCAAGGAUGCCAUACCCAUUUUAGCUUCGAUCAUCAAAGACGUACAAACCGCUCUUCAGUUCUGCAUCGACGCCGGUGUUGCAAGCAACCAGAAGUUCACCAAGUCUCUGACGUCAAACACUUCGACCCAGUCAACAGUCAAGGGCACACAACCACUUGUCUUGAGAGCCAAAACCAACUCGGGCAAGUUUUACACCACGAUUGCCAAAGCGCGAGGCAGUCAGAUGCUGGUCGAGCGUCCACCAGACUUGCGACUGAUCGAGCUUCAUCUGCUGCCCGGCAGUAAGAAUCCGAAAGCGACUGACGAGCGCGGGCUGCACAAGUCACUCGAGACUUCGUAUGCGCAAGCAAAGGCGCUAGAUGCUUAUCUGAAGCGCGAGGUCGCGACUAGUCUAGAGCGCCAAAAGAAGCUGACAGCCGAAACCGCAAAGCUCCAAGAGACAGUCAAGAGCGCACGCCUGCACCUCCGUCAAAUACGUCGAAGCAUCGUCGAUUCCGUGGCGAAGGAAGGCAUGAGUCGGGAGGAAGACAGGCAACGGCAUGUUGCGAUAUCGACAGGCUCACAACACAGCGAGGCAAAUCACAGUGCAGAAGUUGAAUCACAGUGCGAGAACGGACAGCGGAUCUACGCGCUACCGCUGCAAGAUGCGGCCAACCCAAUGAUUUCGACGCAGUACCAGGAAAGCCUGCGAAAGGAAGCGCUUUCUCGACUCCGCAAGCUUGUGGCCUUGCCUGAACCCGAUUCAGACGACGACAAUCUUUAUCCGAUGAUUGCUUGA